AUGGACCAAAUUAAAUUAGUGAUCAAUGACGCUAGUGAUAAAGUAACAAAUGUAGCACAUGAUAUGAGCAAGACAUUAGAAAAUGUGACUAGUACCAAAAAGAAUCAAACAAAUUCAGACACGACGUCAACUAAUGCGUCAUCGGAUUCGCUAAUUAGUACAUGUCCAAAUUUAACAAAAAAGCAGCGAAUGACCGGUUUUGGGUCGUGUUUUGUGCUUGGGUUUUUUAUCAAUUUUGGGUCAACCUUUGCUUUAAUCCUUGGCGCUGAUAAUGGCACAAAGUUCGGUAUUACGUAUACAGUCGGUAAUAUCAUUUCAUUAUGCAGUUCCGGCUUCCUCGUUGGUCCACAGCAGCAGUUAAAACUCAUGUUAAAACCCGUUCGUCGGAUUGCAACUCUUCUAUAUCUUGUCAUGAUUAUUGUUGUCAUGAUUGUUGCGCUCGUGACACCUCAAUUUGGAUUAAUUGUACUUUUCCUCGUACUUAUUCAAUGUAUCGCUGCUAUCUGGUAUUCCGCAAGUUAUAUUCCAUAUGGACGCAAGAUUCUUGCAAGCAUUGCGAAAAACGUCUGUGGUACAGCGUUAUAA
Molecule: messenger RNA, 585 nt
Organism: Peronospora belbahrii
Lineage: Eukaryota; Oomycota; Peronosporomycetes; Peronosporales; Peronosporaceae
Source: the annotation of a GenBank genome assembly